CCCCUCGAAGACUUCCGUCUUCCUCCCAACUGGGACUUCGGUCCAGGACCUCUCUCGGCUGGAGAAAUGGUGGCGGUCUUGUAGAGCUGCCUUCAGAAUCUCCGGCGCGGCAGCAUCUCUCCGGCGCAUACAGACGAUACCUGGGAGAAGCCGAAGCUGGUACAUCUUGUGUGACUCUAACAAACAAACAGCUACUGGACUUCCCACUAACCAAUGUCCGGAAAUGGUGAUGGCACAAUUACAAGUCCCUCUGAGGGAUCUCUGCCCACAGCUGAAGUUCUGCCCGAGCAGCCAAAGUAUGUGUGCACGCUGUCUGCCGAGCUUAUUGCCAAGGCACGUGAAGAACUGCAGGAGAAGCCAGAGUGGCGACUUCGAGAUGUUCAGGCUCUCAGAGACAUGGUGUGCAAAGAUUAUCCUAACCUUGGGACACGUCUAGAUGAUGCUUUCUUGCUUCGGUUCCUUAGAGCCAGGAAAUUUGAUUAUGAUCGAGCGCUUCAGCUUCUUGUGAACUACCAUUGCUGUAGGCGCAGCUGGCCUGAAGUCUUUACUAACCUGAGACCGUCUGCUAUAAAGCUUGUGUUAGAAUCUGGGUUUGUCACUGUGCUUCCUCACUUAGACUCUGAAGGACGUCAUGUGGUCUGCAUUCGCCCAGACAGAUGGACACCGAGCAACUACCCAAUUACUGAGAACAUUCGUGCCAUUUACUUAACUCUGGAAAAGCUCAUUCAGUCUGAAGAGACUCAGGUGAAUGGAAUUGUGAUCCUUGCAGACUACAAAGGAGUCAGUUUAUCUAAGGCCUCCCAUUUUGGUCCCUUCAUAGCCAAAAAAGUGAUUGGAAUUCUUCAGGAUGGCUUUCCUAUUAGAAUAAAAGCUGUCAACAUAAUAAACGAACCUCGCAUAUUCAAGGGCAUUUUUGCGAUCAUCAAACCUUUUCUGAAAGAGAAAAUAGCAAAUCGGUUUUUCCUCCAUGGGUCAGACAUGAGCUCUCUCCAUCAGAACCUGCCGCCCAGCAUCCUCCCUGAAGAAUAUGGGGGCACAGCGGGGAACCUGGAUAUCUCCACCUGGAACGACCUGCUGCUGGCCUCAGAGGGUGACUUCCUGUAUGAUGUCUCUCAGCUGGCUCCCUCCAAUGACCCUUCACCCGAUGCCCCAUUAAUGAGCGCAGAGGUUGACGAGAAGCAAUGUGACGACUCCUUGCGAAGCUUGAAAACACAGCUCUAUUACUGCUACUGAAUGGGCAGGGAACUGUUCCCGACGGUCCCCUUCCUAGUCACAAAAGAGAUGAACUCUACCUUGUUCCUAAAACCAGAGCCUUGUUGAGACACUUUACGUUGGAACCAAAGCAAAUUAAAAAGGGGGAGGGAAUGGAGCAAGGUAGAGUUCUGUGGAACUCUGGUAGGAUGGGGUACCGUUUGAACCUCCUUGAAAUCUGUGGUUUAGUGACCCUUUUUGUUAAAGAAUUUCAUAUAUCAAUGCAAAUUGAAGAAUCCUGUUAACACCAUGGUCCUAAAUGCAGCUUACUUGAAGGGAAGUUGCAUCAAAAUGGAUUGGGGGUGGGGCUUCCAGCUAUGUAAAAGUAGCAUCACCGUGCUGGAUUUUCCACUGUGGACAUGUUAAUGUAUGAACAAAAGUCCAUGGAAUUGCAGCCAGCAGCCUCUGCCAGUUGAUGUUGGGUGAAGUAAGGAUGAAUGGCAGCUGAACGUCCGAGGAGACCCCUUUUGUCUGCCCUGUUCAUACUCUCAUCCUGCUUGUCACCAUCCCAUCUAUUCAGUGGCUCCCCUGUGUAAAUGGAAUAGCUUUUUGUCACUUGGGGCAAAAACUUGAAUGGCACCUUGCAGAAGUGGGUUAAGUAAAUGCCAAUAGUUAUAAUAAAGCAGAUGCACUGGCAUUUGCUAACCCUGCUAACUUUUGGGCAUUUUCUUGCAAGUUUAUUUUAUGCCCAUAUUUGAAUUUGUGCAACAACCAGGACCAACUGGGAGGGAGAAAAGUUUUUGCACAGUUGUUCAGUUGCCAGUAAAUGCCCUGUCGUUGAUACAGAAAGCUUAAUAGCUUGUAGGUAUAAAGGUGU
This is a messenger RNA of Gekko japonicus, 2068 nucleotides long. RefSeq names its product tocopherol (alpha) transfer protein-like (gene TTPAL). Gene Ontology annotation, molecular function: phosphatidylinositol bisphosphate binding. Lineage: Eukaryota; Metazoa; Chordata; Lepidosauria; Squamata; Gekkonidae. The coding region runs from base 214 to 1233 and encodes 339 amino acids. Gene Ontology annotation, cellular component: membrane. The transcript has 5 exons. The record is from RefSeq and is a predicted model, not a curated record.